Molecule: messenger RNA, 2520 nt
Organism: Colletotrichum truncatum
Lineage: Eukaryota; Fungi; Ascomycota; Sordariomycetes; Glomerellales; Glomerellaceae
Source: RefSeq, a predicted model, not a curated record
AUGGGGAGAGAGAAGAGAAACCUGCCUGGCGCUGCCACGGCAAAGGACCGCCACAAACGUGCUGCCAAGGUCAGCAAAGCGAUAGAUCGCAGCGAACCCCUGCCGCCAGGACUCGUUGCCGCAAAGCCCAUGAACACGGUUACGAAAUCGAAACACCAGUCGUAUUUCGAGUUCAUUGAGAACAAAGACAAAAAGAAACCCUUGCUAUUCGAGAUUACGCCAAACCGAACGCCGCCACCAGGAAUGAAAUAUAUUCCAAUAGGAAAUCCUGAACUGACGGAGAGGUGCAAAGAGAUUUCAAGAGAACUAGGCGCAUCUGUCUACAUUGUGACGUUUGCGAAGAAGGACGCCUCCGAGUUGUCCCAACAAAUACAUCGGGUUGGCCACCACAUCCGCGAAUACAUCGUAGAACAGGCGAUGCAUGAACUAGGACAGGAUACCUUUUACGAACCUACGACCACAGGACCGAACGAAGUCGAGGAAAUUCCCCGCUCGCAGACAGAAAUUAAUAGACAGGCAGACGCUGCUUUGCGAGAGCUCUUUCCUCGUAUUCCAAAUACGGAUAGACAACAGAUCAUCGAUCAUGCUUUUAAGAAGGGGAAACAGUUCAAUGGCGAGCUGGUUGUGGGAUUGCAGCAGGAGUUGUCCCUAUCUCGCCGUGUACAACUUGCCGUCCUUGCCCAUAUUCGACACAACCACACGAGAUACGAUGAGCUCCUUAGAGAGACGUCCUGGCACAAUGCCAGAAGAGCAACAGAGCAGCUUUGCCUAGACAUCCUCGUCAAGUGGCGAGGCGAUGACGAAAAUGGUCGGAACCAGCUUGACGAAAUUCUUCGUGAGGUCGUUGUUCUUUCCGAUGAUUCUGACGAUGAAGAUUCGGGCGAGGAACCUGAUUCUGACUCAUCGGCUGUGCUCACUGACAGGUCUACCAAUGCAGCCAGAGUGCAGGCGCCAGCCGUACGUCAAGACCGGACUGACGGUAGUCGUUUCUCGACAGCGGUGCCGUCCCGCCCUGGAUCCCCGAAGCCGCUUGCAACUCCUGGAAACCAGAAGAAGGUUAGCAAGAAGCAGCGGAAACGUGCCAAGCACCGUGAGCGCAACUUCAGCCGAUAUGAGGCUGCCCGCAACGCUGCAUGGGACAGUGCCAUGAAGCGCCAGCAUCAGGUACCCAAUCAGCCAGGUGCGGCAGGUGAUUCCGUCAGUCACGGAACAUACCCACAAAGCCAGCCCGUCGUGUUUAUGGAGGGUAGAGCCCCCGUGACUGACCUUGGCCCUUCACAUCCACAGAGGCCUGCCCCUGGGCCAUUCGUUAGCAACAACCUCCAUGAGGCCAGGACGCGCGGGGAUCGUUCCUUUGCUGCGCCGCCAUUGCGUUCUCAUAAUUUUUCUUCUGGUUCUACAAUGCAAAAGGUAAUUGAAUCUAGCAGUGCUCCGCGCCCUAGCACCAUGGUUCCAAAGGGACGCCCAAGUCACCAUUUGCAGGACUUCUUGCACCCCUCCAUUGAAUCUAAGUCCCCUGAAGCUGGUCGGCCCCCAUCGCGCUAUCGUCGCCCACUGGUGGAGUAUUCGGACCUCGCAGAUGACGAGCCUUGUUCUCAAGUGCAGUCACAACCUCGUGGCCCAAUUGCACGAGAGGAAGACCGGUAUUUGCCCCGUCAGAUAAGCCAAGGCUAUUCAAAUCACACCCGUUCUUUUCCUAUUGGUCAUGAACUGUCGAGAGCACCUGCCGCUUCAUACUACAAUGCUCCACAGGACACAAUUCGGCAGCCAGCUUACCAGGUUCCACCUCAGAGUGAUCCUUUGUUGCGCAGAAACGAGGCCCAUUUGGGGGCGAGAGGCAACCCCAUUAUGAUUGAGGAGCAGCGUGUUCACCCCCAAGCUGUUGUUCUCGGUUCUGGAGAGAUUGUUAGGGAUAGGUUUGGUCCCGACGUGGAGAUCCUUCCUGUUCGUCGUCCUGCCCGUGACGUUGGCCCAACUCCAGAACGUCAGCCCUUCGCCCUCGAUGAGGGGUUCAUCCGCUUGAGAGAGGAUCGCCCCCCAGAACCGCGAGACGGUCUGCGAGAAGAGGGUUUCCUUAGAAUUAGAGAGCAUCCUGACAGCAUACCUCGGCGUUCAAUUCCUGUGGCAAUUGAGAGGACGUCAUAUGAUGACUUCCGGUCCACCUUAGACCCGUUCCGGUACCAGCCGGCCCCGGGAUCUGAACAAGCCAUCUACGUGAGGCGUGCCGAACCGGAGCCUUUGUCUGAUUUUACAUAUCCAGCACCUGGCGCCCGCCGUGCGGAGAGAGUGAUGGGCGAAAGGCUUAUUCAACGCGAUGUCCCGCCGCCUGUGUAUGGCGGAGCGCCCCACGAGCCCUAUCCAUCCCAUCAACCGCAGGGAGCAUAUGGUGUCCCCGUAUAUCGACAUGCCAGACCGGCAGUACGGGUUGAAGAACCCCAGAGGCUCGACAGAUACCCACCACCUCCGCCCAGCCAGCCACGCUGGCCGCGUGCAAGCGACGACAUUAUUGUCCUUGAAUGA